AUGAAAAAGGAGAUUGACAAGGAGGGACAGGAAUCGCCUUCCCGUCCUUCUGUAAACGAUUCUGAUACGAAAGUAGCUACAGAGAGUUCGAAUGAAGGCAAUGAUGACGAAAAGGCUGAAUCAGAAUCUCUACGACACAAGGACAGUGCACAUAGUAUGGAGCGUUUUGCUAAUCUUAAUCAUCAUUAUAUUGCUGCUUCCAACACUUUGACGGAAAAUUAUGGUUUCGACGAUAUAGAGGAUGACAACUGUGAGUCCGGAGCGGAAGAUGCGGAGGGUGAAAAGGCUGUGACAAAGGAAGUCGAAGAUGACCCCGAACUAGGAACAGCUCAUCAAGAAGAUGAAUCGAAGAAGAACACGCACACAUUUCUCCAGAAGGCGAGAGCACCCGUCGCCCAACUACGGAACAAAAAGCAUUGA
Molecule: messenger RNA, 420 nt
Organism: Cooperia oncophora
Lineage: Eukaryota; Metazoa; Nematoda; Chromadorea; Rhabditida; Trichostrongylidae
Source: the annotation of a GenBank genome assembly